AAUACCUCUCCAUGCUCUUGCAGCUCUUCAUCCCUCCAUCCUAUUACUGUCUUUCAUAGCUUUCUAUUCUAUUAAUAACAAGCAAGCCUACAAUACAAUGACAUUCUUGCCCAAUACACUUCCCAACCACUUUCUUUCUUUCCCACCCCUUUUACUCUGCCUCAUCAUCCUUGCAUUCCCCACUUUUUUUGAUUAUGCUGCUUUUGCUUCUUCCUUAACUACUGGAAAACAACCAAGUGAAGCCACGGCUCUCUUGACGUGGAAAGCUAGCCUUCACAACCAAACUCAAACUCUCCUGUCCUCCUGGGUUGGAACCAACCAUUGCACUUGGCUUGGAAUUCGUUGCAACAAGGCCGGUAGAGUUGUCCAUAUAGACCUUCAGAGUUAUGGUUUGAAAGGUACUCUUUCUGAUCUUAAUUUCUCAUCCUUUCCUCAUCUCCUCACCCUUCAACUUUUUAACAACUCACUUUAUGGGACCAUCCCCCCCCAUAUUGGUAACCUUUGGAGACUCACCUACCUUAGCUUGCCUCUCAACAAUCUCUCUGGAACAAUUCCAACCGAAAUAGGCCAACUAACUAAUCUAAGGAUCUUGUUCCUCAAUAGAAACCAAAUCGGUGGCUCCAUCCCUCAACAAAUAGGAUUGCUCAACUCUCUCAAUGAGCUUAGCUUGUAUGCUAACAAUCUCACGGGUUCAAUCCCUUCUUCAAUUGGAAACUUGGGCAACUUAACCAGUCUGCUCCUUUAUGACAACCAACUUUCUGGAUCAAUCCCUCAAGAAGUUGGGAUGCUGAGGUCUCUCGUUGAUCUCGUACUCUCAAGGAACAAUCUCACAGGUUCAAUCCCUGCAUCUAUAGGGAACUUGGGAAACUUAACCCUUUUGUACCUUUAUGACAACCAACUUUCUGGAUCAAUCCCUCCAAAAAUUGGGAUGCUAAGGUCUCUCGUUGAUCUCGAACUCUCAAUGAACAGCCUCACGGGUUCAAUCCCUGCAUCUAUAGGGAACUUGGGCAACUUAACCACACUGAACCUUUAUGACAACCAACUUUCUGGAUCAAUCCCUCAAGAAAUUGGAAUGCUGAGGUCUCUCAUUGAACUCAUACUCUAUAGGAACUAUCUCACCGGUUCAAUCCCUGCAUCUAUAGGGAACUUGGGUAACUUAACCACACUGUACCUUUAUGACAACCAACUUUCUGGAUCAAUCCCUCAAGAAAUUGGGAUGCUGAGGUCUCUCAUUGAACUCAUACUCUAUAGGAACUAUCUCACCGGUUCAAUCCCUGCAUCUAUAGGGAACUUGGGCAACUUAACCACACUGCACCUUUAUGACAACCAACUUUCUGGAUCAAUCCCUCAAGAAAUUGGGAUGCUGAGGUCUCUCAUUGAACUCAUACUCUAUAGGAACUAUCUCACCGGUUCAAUCCCUGCAUCUAUAGGGAACUUGGGCCAUUUGACCACUCUGUCCUUUUAUGACAACCGACUUUCUGGAUCAAUCCCUCAAGAAGUUGGGAUGCUAAGGUCUCUCGUUAUUCUCGAACUCUCAACGAACAAUCUCACCGGUUCAAUCCCUGCAUCUAUAGGGAACUUGGGCAACUUAGCCACUCUGCACCUUUUUGAGAACCAACUUUCCGGAUCAAUCCCUCCAGAAGUUGGGCUGCUGAGGUCUCUUGUUGAUUUCGAACUCUCAAUGAAUAAUCUCACGGGUGCAAUCCCUGCAUCUAUAGGGAACUUAAGCAACUUAACCAAUUUGUACCUUCAUUACAAUAAGCUUUUUGGAUCUAUUCCCCCAAUGUUCAAUAAUCUUACACAUUUGACUAUACUUUCUUUAAGUGUAAACAUGCUCACUGGUCAAAUCCCAGAAGGCCUAUGCCUCAAUGGAUCGUUGGUUUGGUUUGCAGCAAACGAUAAUAACCUUAGAGGUCCCAUCCCAAAAAGUUUGAGAAAUUGCUCUAGCUUAUACAGAGUUAGGCUUGAAAGAAACCAAUUUUCGGGAAAUAUAUCAGAAGAUUUUGGCAUAUACCGAAGCUUGGAUUACAUUGAUUUGAGUCAUAACAAUUUUUAUGGUGAGCUAUCCAAAAACUGGGGAAAAUGCCACAAUUUAACUAGUCUCAAAAUGGCUAACAAUAAAAUUUCUGGUAAGAUACCAUCUGAAUUAGUAGGGGCAACUCAGCUAUCCGUUCUUGAUCUCUCUUCAAAUCAUCUCGUUGGGGAGAUCCCAUUGAAAUUGGGAAGGUUGGUUUCACUAUUCAACCUUAAGCUGGAUGAUAACUAUCUAUUAGGCAAUAUUCCUCCAGAAUUAAGUAAGUUGUCCAAUUUAGAGAACCUUAACUUGGCAGCAAAUGAUCUUAGUGGCUCAAUCCCUAGAGAACUUGGAGACUACUUAAAACUAUUGAACUUAAAUUUGAGCAAUAAUAGAUUUGGGGAAAGCAUUCCUAUUGAACUAGGCCAGAUCAGCACUCUUCAAAGUCUUGAUCUUGGUAAUAACUUGCUAAUUGGUAAGAUACCACAACAGAUUGGUGAAUUGCAAAGAUUAGAAACAUUGAAUCUCUCCCACAAUGAGUUCUUUGGUUCUAUACCAUCAUCUUUCAAUAAAAUGGUAAGUCUUACUUCCGUUGAUGUGUCAUACAAUCAGUUAGAGGGUCCUCUUCCUGACAUCAAGGCCUUCCAAGAGGCUCCAUUCGAGGCACUCAAAGGUAAUAAAGGUUUAUGUGGUAAUGCUACUGGUCUGAAGGCUUGCUUGACAAAAUUGAAUAAUGGGGAUGUUGAAAAAAAGGGCAAGAAAGUAAUGCUACUAACUGUACUUCUUGUUUUUGGAAUUUUGUUUCUUUUGCUAAUGGUUCUUGGCAUUUUCAUGGCUUUUCGUAAGAAAGCGAGGAACACAAAAAACGAGCCAUCACGAGUAAACCAUGAUAAUGUUUUUGCAAUAUGGAGCUAUGAUGGAAAAAUGGUCUAUGAAAACGUCAUUGAAGUCACUGAGAACUUCAGUGCCAAAUAUUGUGUUGGAGAGGGAGGAUAUGGUACCGUUUAUAGAGCUGACCUACCAAAUGGUCAAGUAGUUGCUGUGAAGAAACUUCAUGCAACACUUGAUGAUGACUCGGCUAAUCUAAAAGGGUUUACAAGUGAGAUCCGUGCAUUAACUGAGAUUCGGCAUCACAACAUUGUAAAGCUGUACGGUUAUUGUUCACACCCAAGGCACUCAUUUUUGGUUUAUGAGUUCUUGGAAGGGGGAAGCUUGGGAAAUGUGCUGAGUAUGGACAAUGAUGUAGUAGUCUUUGAUUGGAUUAAGAGAGUGAACACUGUUAAAGGUGUGGCAAAUGCUCUGUCUUAUAUGCACCAUGAUUGUUUUCAACCAAUCAUCCAUCGAGACAUAUCAAGCAAGAAUGUUUUGUUUGAUUUGGAGUAUGUGGCUCACAUAUCUGAUUUUGGCACAGCUAGAUUUAUGAAUCUCAACUCAUCCAAUUGGACCUCCUUUGUUGGGACCUUUGGUUAUGCUGCUCCUGAACUUGCUUAUACAAUGGAAGUGAAUGAGAAGUGCGAUGUUUAUAGUUUUGGGGUGCUAGCACUGGAAGUGAUUAUGGGGAAGCAUCCGGGUGAUCUAAUCUCCUCUUUAUCAUCGUCCUCGUCCUCAUCAUCAACAUCAACUGCGCAAGGGAUAUUUUUGAAGGACGUCUUGGACCAACGCCUCCUACCUCCGAGGAAUCAAGUGGCAGAGCAAGUAGUUGUUGUUGCGAAACUAGCAUUUGCAUGUUUACACACCACUCCACUGUCUCGGCCAACCAUGCAACAAGUUGCUACGAUGCUAUCAAAUGAAAGACCAACACCACAAAACCAAUUCUACAUGAUUACAUUAGGACAACUCUUUGACAUCAACUGCUCGAGCUCUUGAGUAGCUGGUGAACAAGAUUUUCCAUUGGAACUUGGCUCCACUGUUAUUGGACAUCUACGACUUUAGUCCUGAGUUCCAAAAGCCAAGAGAACCAAGCUUUUUUUUUUGAUGAAUGCAAGGAUUCAACUGAGUCUUCGUUGGUCAUCUCAAGCAGAGGGCAAUCAUCUAAGUUUUGUGUGGGUUUGUUUGUCCUGUUUUAUAUGUUUUGUUUUGAUUUUGCUUCUAGCAGGGUAGUGGUGUGGUGUGUUGCUUUCAUUUUUUAGGAUUCUGUCUCCUAUACUAGACUUAGGUGGUAUUUUUCUUUCGAUCUCUCUAUCCUAUGGUUCACUUGUGAUUGGUUUGUAUAUGAAAUGAAGUUCAUGAAUCACACCUAUGAUAUUUAACAAGCAUU
This is a messenger RNA of Camellia sinensis, 4271 nucleotides long. The record is from RefSeq and is a predicted model, not a curated record. NCBI's taxonomy places the organism in Eukaryota, Viridiplantae, Streptophyta, Magnoliopsida, Ericales, Theaceae.